Verruconis gallopava is the source of this 1634-nucleotide messenger RNA. RefSeq lists its product as uncharacterized. Lineage: Eukaryota; Fungi; Ascomycota; Dothideomycetes; Venturiales; Sympoventuriaceae. The record is from RefSeq and is a predicted model, not a curated record. Bases 123 to 1634 code for a protein of 503 amino acids. Gene Ontology annotation, molecular function: monooxygenase activity; oxidoreductase activity, acting on paired donors, with incorporation or reduction of molecular oxygen; iron ion binding. The transcript has 6 exons.
CACAAAAGUGAGCUCUCAAAUUCAAUGUUGAUAUUUUAGACGUCUACUUCGUUCUGAUUAGCUCGUGCACCGUGUCGUGUAGGUAUCGCAUCUCUUAAAUUGACUUGGCAGAAGAAACUGUGAUGGUAGAUCCAUUCAGCGGCCAUAUUUGGCCCAUGCUGCCUUCUCUACUAACGUUGGGCAUGAUAUUGAUAGUCCUAACUCUACUGUUCAAUACGGUUUACAAUGUCUACUUUCACCCUCUUCAUGGCUUUCCAGGCCCCAGAAUUGCUGCCGCGACCUCUUUGUACUACAUUUACUGGAACGCGAGAGGCGAAAGGCACAAGAUAGACUUGUACCUUCACAUGAAAUAUGGUGAAGUCGUACGUGUGAAACCUAAUCAAUUGUCCUUUGUGGGCGAUGACGCCUGGAAAGACAUAUUUAUGCACAGACAGGGCCAUCCACAGAUGGCCAAGUAUGGAAGGGGAAACUCGAACACACGGGGAGCGCACAGUCUCGUCAGCGCUCCGGAUGACAUUCAUGCAAGGCAAAGAAAAUGCCUCAGCCAUGCGUUUUCAGAAAAGGCAUUGAGAGAACAAGAGCCGUUGAUCAAGUCGUACAUUGAUAUACUCAUCUCAAGCAUGCGCGAGGAUGCCCUUAAUGGGCGGCCUUCCGAUAUGGUCAAGUAUUUCAACUGGAUAUCGUUCGAUGUUGUUGGAGAUCUCGCUUUCGCUCAAUCAUUUGAUGCCCUCAGAACACGCAGCACACAUCCAUGGAUCAAGGCCUUCUUCGCUGGGCUGAAGUUACGUGUUAUCCUUGGCGAGAUUAUCAAUUUUCCUAUACUUAGACCCAUGAUCUUUCUAGCCAUGCGUAUCCGAGCCCUGAAAGGUCGGAAAUCGAGCAACUUUUGCCGCGCAGCUGUAAAGAGGCGUUAUGAACUUGGUGAUCUGAACCGUCCGGACUUUCUGGGCAAAGUUAUGCAAAAGAACGCCGAGAAAGACCGGAGUGCACACAUGUCGGAAGAUGAGAUUAACAUGAAUUUUACCGUCAUCAUGGUUGCAGGCAGUGAAACGACGGCGACUCUACUAUCAGGCUGCACGUUUUUAUUGCACAAGAAUCCGGAGGUGUUGAAAAAACUCAAGGCUGAGGUGCGGAGUUCUUUUAAAAGCGAAGAUGAAAUCAACAUGAUUACGGUAAACAAGCUUCCAUACCUGUUGGCUGUUAUUGAAGAAGCUCUACGAUACUACCCUCCGAUUGCAAUUGCAUUGCCCAGGAAAAGUCCACCACAUGGGACGACAAUUUGUGGACACCACGUGCCAGGCAAUGUCGUCGUUGGAAUUCCUCCAUGGGCAGCGAACCACUCUCCGAACCACUUCGUGCAUCCAGAUGAAUUCAUACCGGAGAGAUUUCUUCCAAACAAAGAGGAGAGGUUCAGCCAAGACCGGACUGCAAUUCAUCAACCCUUCUCCGCUGGCCCGCGGAACUGCUUAGGCCGAAAUCUUGCAAAUGCUGAGAUCAGACUCAUUCUUGCCCGGAUCAUAUACAAUUUCGACAUGGAACUUGUCGAUCAGAAGUCCGAGUGGAUGACGAACCAGAAGUCUUAUAUCAUAUGGAGCAGACCAAAACUCAUGGUUCUCUCAAAGGCGACGACGUAG